CGUCAGCAACAGUCUCUCUUCUUCUUCUUCACCUCACUCUCCAUCCUACUCCAAGAUGGCUGCUACUACGACUGCUGCCCUCCGACGGACGCUGCUCGCCCAGCAGGCCCCGCUCCGGACCACUGCUGCGGCGACUGCCCGCCGCUGCUAUGCGACCGAUGCGGCCAAGACAGGGCCGUACAACAUGACUGGCUUCGCAAAAUUCAACUGGGAGGACCCGAUGCGCGUCGAGGAGCACUUCAGCGACGAGGAGCGCGCCAUCCAGGAGACGGCGCGCGCCUUUUGCCAGGAGACGCUGCUGCCCAAGGUCACCGACAUGUACCGCAACGAGUCUUGGGACCCCACGAUUCUCCCUGCGCUCGGCCAGCUCGGCCUGCUGGGCCCCACGAUCGAGGGCUACGGCUGCGCGGGCGUCAACAACGUCGCCUACGGCCUCAUCACGCGCGAGCUCGAGCGCGUCGACUCGGGCUACCGCUCCAUGAUGUCCGUCCAGUCGUCGCUCUCGAUGGGCGCCAUCUACCAGUUUGGAAGCGAGGCCCAAAAGGAAAAGUUCCUGCCGGGCAUGGCAAAGGGCGAGAUUGUCGGCUGCUUUGGCCUCACGGAGCCCAACCACGGCAGCGACCCCAGCGGCAUGGAGACGGUGGCCACCGAUCUCGGCGACGGCGAGGUGCUCCUCAACGGCAGCAAGACGUGGAUCAGCAGCAGUCCCUAUGCCGACGUGGCCGUCAUCUGGGCGCGCUGCAAGUGGGACAACAAGGUGCGCGGCUUCCUCGUGGAAAAGGGCACAAAGGGCUUCGCCUGCCCGCCGAUCAAGCACAAGACGAUGCUCCGUGCCUCGGUCACGGGCUCCAUCUUCCUCGAGGAUGUGCGCGUCAAGAUGGACGACUCGCUGCUCCCGCACGCCAAGCCUGGCCUCGGCUCGCCGUUUGAGUGCCUCAACUCGGCCCGCUACGGCAUCUCGUGGGGCGUCGUCGGUUCGCUCGAGGCCUGCAUCGCCGAGGCGCGCCAGUACUCGCUCGACCGCAAGCAGUUCAAGAAGCCCCUCGCGGCGUUCCAGCUCGUGCAAAAGAAGAUCGCAGACGCCAGCACAGAGGCCAGCCUCGGCCUGCUCGCCUCGCUGCAACUUGGCCGGGCCAAGGACGCCGGCACGUGGAGCCCAGAGAUGGUCAGCCUCGUCAAGCGCAACAACUGCUACAAGGCGCUGACGCAGUCGCGCAUCCUCCUCGAGAUCUUUGGCGGCAAUGCCGCCUCGGACGAGUACCACUGUCCGCGACACGCCGCAAACCUGCACAUCUGCUCGACGUACGAGGGCACCCACGAUAUCCACGGCCUCAUCCUCGGCAAGGGCAUCACUGGCGAGCAGGCCUUUUUCUAGAUCGAGGUGGGCAAUGAAUGCGCCGUCUUUAUUUUUAUCUUUUUUCAUCGCCAUUUUUCCACUCCUCUUCUCUGGUGCUCGCUUCCUCUCUCUCUCUCUUUCUCGCUGUGCAAAAUCAUCAUCUCACCACACUACUGCAAUUCACACAACAUACAUUGACC
This is a messenger RNA of Acaromyces ingoldii, 1536 nucleotides long. Its product is annotated as acyl-CoA dehydrogenase NM domain-like protein. The record is from RefSeq and is a predicted model, not a curated record. Gene Ontology annotation, biological process: fatty-acyl-CoA biosynthetic process; fatty acid beta-oxidation using acyl-CoA dehydrogenase. Gene Ontology annotation, molecular function: flavin adenine dinucleotide binding; glutaryl-CoA dehydrogenase activity; fatty-acyl-CoA binding. The transcript has 4 exons. NCBI's taxonomy places the organism in Eukaryota, Fungi, Basidiomycota, Exobasidiomycetes, Exobasidiales, Cryptobasidiaceae. The coding region runs from base 56 to 1375 and encodes 439 amino acids. Gene Ontology annotation, cellular component: mitochondrial inner membrane.